Messenger RNA from Papaver somniferum (opium poppy), 726 nucleotides. Its product is annotated as protein DOG1-like 4. Bases 1 to 726 code for a protein of 241 amino acids. NCBI's taxonomy places the organism in Eukaryota, Viridiplantae, Streptophyta, Magnoliopsida, Ranunculales, Papaveraceae. Gene Ontology annotation, molecular function: sequence-specific DNA binding. Gene Ontology annotation, biological process: DNA-templated transcription. The record is from RefSeq and is a predicted model, not a curated record. The transcript has a single exon.
AUGAAGAAAACUCAAGUCCAAGUGAGGUUCACUGAGUUUUUUGAGAAAUGGUUACACCAAAAUGAAGCAAAUCUAAAACAACUAAUCUCCGUUAAAAGAGAUCCAUCUCAUGAAACCGAACAACGAUCACUGAUAUCUACAAUCAUGAACCAUUACAAAGGAUAUUAUUCAACAAAAUGGGCUUGUGUUCAUGAAGAUGUACUAGGUUUUUUCUCUCCACCAUGGUUAACCCCUCUUGAAAAUGCUUACCUAUGGAUGACUGAUUGGAAACCAUCACUGCUGUAUCGUUUACUCACCACAUUGAAUCAUGCAAAAGUCCCUGGCACAAGUCUCAUGAAUCUAACCGAAGAUCAGUUAAAAAAGAUAGAGAAGUUGAGAUUAAAAACUAGCUUGGAAGAAGAGAAAGUAGAACGAGAAAUGGAGAGGCAACAAGUCUCAAUGGCUGACAGCAAAAUGGUGGAGUUAGCAAGGUUAGAGAGUAGAGUUAGAAAUGGUGAGACUGUAAGUGGAGUUGAUGGGUUAGUACAAGGUGCAUUGAAGGUUUUGUUAAGUGGGUUAGAAAAAAUUGUCAAGACUGCAGAUUGUGUUAGACUCAAGGCGUUGAAGGGGGUUUUGGAAAUACUUUCUCCUUUACAAUGUGUUGAUUUCAUGGCUGCUUUCUUAAUGCUUCAAAUUCAAAUGAGGAGGUUGGGAAAAAGAAAAGAUCAUGAUCAAAUCAUCAAUUAG